GAUUCCAGUUCUUUUAGUUGAACAUCUUCUGUUUUUAGGAGAGACCUGUGGACCAGGGAUUGCGUCCAGAUUUUAUUUUUGGGACUGCAAUGGCGUGGCUGGUAGUUUAGUGUUUUGGGAUCGCAUUUUUGUCUUAAAGCAUGACAUUUUUGUUUAUUAUACAGUGUAUUUUUCAGCUGAAAACUGCCACCAUCAGUUCUUGAUCCUGUGGCUACGAGAGGCUUCACCGGGGAUUUCCUCCAGAGGAACGGUCGCCAGAUAACAUUCCUAUUUUAUUUUAUUUUUUCCUCCGGAGAGACUUGCCAAUGUACGAUCACCAAUGACUAUUAACAGCCUGUUUGUUUCGGGGGAAGUAGUAUUAGGGAAUGGGAAUUAGGAGGGCGUGGGAUUUAAAUUCCCUUGUUUGAUUGGAGGACAGGGGAAUUGAUGAUGGACGGGGAAAGGGAGUUGCCCGUCAAACUCCCACUAUCUCUUCCCACGGGGGCUCUGGUAAUUGAAGGAGGGAAUGGGAAAUGAGAGAGAAAAAACCAAUCGCCAUGUUCGUUGCUCCCAUCCCGCAAGCUGCGGAAACAAGAUUCCCACGACUAACACCCACCCCAAACAAGGAUUAGGACUAAUAGUCCACUUCCCAUGUCUAAUCUCUCAGCUAACUCCAACUUAAAAAUUCCCAUGCCUUUUCCCACGGACUGUAAAGACUUCCGAUCUCUUGGAUCCACUGCCACCGCCAUAUUCAUCUCCUCGCCGAUUUUCCCCACCUAUACGCACACGUGAAAGCUCAAAGAAAUCAUCAUGGUCAAGGAAAUCAAGCAGAGCAAAGCCGUCUUCGUCUUCCCGCGGUGCUUUGGCCUUCGCCGCGCAACACGUCCCCGCCACGGCAGGAAGGAGAAGGAGCGUCCUGCUUCUCGGCCAGCAGAUUGGAGGGACUGGGCGGCGCUGCCCGUCACCGCCCUGCGCGCGAUCUUCAAGCGCCUUCAGACGGACGUCCUCCGAGGGACGGGGCCGGGGCUGGCGUGCGCGUCGUGGCGGCGGGCGGCCGUCGAGGACCCGCUGCUAUGGCGCCGCAUCGACCUCGCCUCCGACGAGGACAUGCAGAGGGACGGUCCGGUAGGAUGGGAGGCGAUGGCGUGUGCCGCCGUGGACCGCAGCGCCGGCCUGUGCGAGUCCUUCCGCGGCCGCGUCGACGGCGACUUCCUCGUCUACCUCGCCGACAGGGCGCCGUUGCUGAAGAGCCUCCACGUGACAAGCUCGUUCGACAUGGACCACAACAAGCUUGGCGCGUUGGCGAUGGAGAAGCUGCCCCUGCUGGAGCGGCUCGUGGUGGCGAAGGGUUUCUUCGACGAGCGUAUGCUGUGCGCUGUCCUCGACCACUGCCCGCGUCUCCGGCUGCUCGACGCCGGCGGCUGCUACACCUUUAGACAACAGUUUUGUUAG
This is a messenger RNA of Triticum aestivum (bread wheat), 1431 nucleotides long. Its product is annotated as putative F-box/LRR-repeat protein 23. The transcript is spliced from 2 exons. The record is from RefSeq and is a predicted model, not a curated record. Gene Ontology annotation, molecular function: protein binding. NCBI's taxonomy places the organism in Eukaryota, Viridiplantae, Streptophyta, Magnoliopsida, Poales, Poaceae. The coding region runs from base 790 to 1431 and encodes 213 amino acids.